Lytechinus variegatus (green sea urchin) is the source of this 3715-nucleotide messenger RNA. It is a transcript of the gene nif3l1, whose product is annotated as NIF3-like protein 1. The transcript has 5 exons. The record is from RefSeq and is a predicted model, not a curated record. NCBI's taxonomy places the organism in Eukaryota, Metazoa, Echinodermata, Echinoidea, Temnopleuroida, Toxopneustidae. Gene Ontology annotation, cellular component: cytoplasm; mitochondrion. The coding region runs from base 208 to 1557 and encodes 449 amino acids.
CUAAAAAAUGUGGGCGUGGCUUGCAAAGUAACGUGGGAAAAGACGGUCAUGGCGGUGAAAACAUGCAAUAGAUUGGACAAAAAUAAGCUUUCCGUCCAAAUCUGGUGAAAGGUAUCGUUGGAAGUGCGUGCACACGUGAGGAUGCUAUUCGAGGAUACAGUGAAUCCAAAGAAAUAUUGCAAAAGAUAAACUGAACAAGUACAAGUGAUGAAUAUCAACGUGUCUUCUCGGACAACCAACGCAAUCUGCCAACUGUUCCACCCUCAUGUAGCCCGGCGUUGGAGUUCGGCUCACGCUCUCUCUCUGUGUAACCCGCGCCUUGGUUCAUUGACAUUGGCCCUCUUCCAUCAACCAAAUGUCAGAUCUAUCAUCGACAAACGAAAUGUUCUAGGACAAACGAAACAAGCAACACGAGAACUCGGGCAUUGUCCACAUUAUAUUUUUACAUCCAGUCGUCAUAAUCUUGGUUCAUUUGCCAAAGCCAAAGGAUUUGCAACUAGAUCAAGUUCUACCACUGUCAAAAACAAAAUGAAUUUGAAACAAGUGGUAUCACUUCUUGAAGAUUUUGCUCCCACAAGUCUGGCUGGAAGUUGGGACAAUGUUGGACUACUUGUGGAGCCUACCUCCCCACACAGUGUCUCCACCGUAUGCCUGACCAAUGAUCUGACAGAGGAAGUCUUGGAUGAAGCUAUUGAGAAACAGACUGAUCUUAUCCUCUCCUACCAUCCACCAAUAUUUGUUCCUCUCAAACGAUUGACGCAAAAGAAUGUGAAGGAGAAAAUAGUUGUAAAAGCUAUCGAAAAGAGAAUUGCUAUCUAUUCACCACAUACAUCUUGUGAUGCUAUCGAAGGAGGGGUCAAUGAUUGGCUUGUUGAGGGACUUGGAGAUACUAGAUCAAACAGACCACUGGAGCCAUGUUUAAAGAAAGGAGACGAUUACAGCAUAUCUGUGAUAGCGUCUCAGUUUGAUGCAGGAGUUAAGAUACAACAAAUUGCAGAAACUCAUAAUGUGAUAUGUAAAGCCACAAUGAACAGUGAUUACCAGAUUACUUGUUCCUGUAUGAAAUCAGAUCUGAGUAGUGUGAUAUCAUUGAUGAAAAGCAUUGAUAAUAUUGACCAAAGUAGCUUGAAUAUCACACAACUAGCCAAGGCACCAAUGACCAAGACAGGCAUUGGACGUAAGGCUACCCUCCAGACUCCUACCCCUGUAUCAACAAUGCUGAAUAGGAUCAAGACCCACCUUACACUGGACCAUAUCCAGGUAGCGCUUGGUCAAGGAAAAACAUUAGAAUCAGAAGUAUCUACUGUGGGCAUCUGUGCUGGAUCAGGUGCAAGUGUUCUUAAAGGGGUGAGAGCAGACAUGUUUCUGACAGGAGAGAUGUCACACCAUGAUAUCCUUGCAGCAACAGCAGAAGGAACAUCGGUUGUUAUCUGUAACCAUAGCAACACAGAAAGAGGCUACCUUCAUGUGCUACAGGGAAAACUGACCAGCUUGUUUGAGAAUACAAUCAAAGUUUUUGUGUCGGAGAAAGACAGAGAUCCACUUCAGGUUGUAUAAUAUACAUUGACACCUGUUGAUAAUUAAAAGACCAAAAAGAGACAAGAAAGUGGUCUUUUCGAUUAGGUGAUUUUCAUAAAAGGAAACCCAAAUUGUUGUCUUUUAAGACAUGUCUUUCGUUAAAGCUCAUGCAAGUUCUUAUCAUAGGAGGUGAGGUCAUCCUGUAUUUUUGUUUUCUUUCUUUGUUAUCUUUUCUAUACUGGUUUUCCUGUAUUUCCUUUUCUCUUUCUGUUGGCUAUGCUUGUAAAAUGAUUUGGAUAAACAAUCGUAGUUUUUGUAUGCCCUAAAAUGAGGCUUAUUGCAACAAGAGCAACACCUAGACUCUAUGAAGCUUUUUUGCUUUUACCAUAUUCAUUUUGAGCUAAGUAAAUGCUUGCCCUCAUUGUAGAGUUAUUCAGUUUUUAUUAUGGUAAAUCUAUGAUCAAAUAGACAAAAUAAUACAAAGUCUUAACAAAUCAAAAUCAAUGAUCCAAUAGUAGUAACCUUUAGAUGGUAUAAUUGCCAAGAUAAUGUUUUCAUUGAAUGAAAAUCUGGUUGUGAUUAAGUUUGCAGAAAAAUUACAUUUACCAGAAACUGAAUAAAAUAUCUGAUGACUUUCUAAAGUUUAUCUUUAUUUUUAGGUGAUAAUUAUACUCAGUCAGUUUUAAGUCAGUUUUGGAUAUAGUCAUUUAUGCUGCCUAAUCUUGAUACGAAGUUUAAAGGAAGAAUCCACCCUGAAAUGUUUUAUUUGAACAGAUGAAGAAAAUGAGGUUCCCUGGAUUUUUUUAUUAAAUGUGAUGAAUAUAGAUAGAAACUCUUCACUUAAUAAUAAUAAUAGUAGCUGCAUUUAUUAAGCACUUUUUGCCUGAGGAUACACAGUGCUGCUAUAAUUGCCCAGACUUUAGCUAUGCUGCCAUAUAGGCGCUGAAGCAUGCAGGAAUUUCUUCCUUCUUAGUGCCCAUUCACCUCACCUGGAUGGAGUGCAGCAUAAUGUGGGUAAAUUUCUUGUUGAAGGAAAACAAGCCAUGGCUGGGAAUCUAACCCAUGUCUCUCAGAUUGAAAGAUGAGUCAUAACAAAUAGACCAUGACAUCCCCCCCCCCCCAUAAUGGUCUAUCAGUAUGUACAUGUAUAUUGUCCUGUGCAUUAUUUAUAAAUAAAAAUAUACUAGUAUUUGACUCUUCUUAAUUUGUUUACAGCCAGUGUUAAUUUAGAGAUGCUGUAACUUUCUUAUUAUAUAUACAGGGGUGUGAGAGUUCAACUUUUUAACUGAUGUUAGCCGAUUUUUUUUUUAUUUACUUUUUUUUACUUCCAGCUUAUUCAGCUUUUUUGUGUACUUUUUACGAAAAGUAUAGGAUCUCUUGCCAGUUUAUUUCUUUUAAUUUAUGAUCACUCACACAUCCGUGUAUGAUUUUUAUGUGUUUUCUGAGUUAUUUACCUUUUUUGUCCUCAUAUCAGAUUGGCAUGAUAGAGUGAUGAUCCUUUAUACCAAAAAACUAUAAACAAUUAUUUGAGGUUUGAAGUACUGGAAAGGUUUAUCUCCAACAAAAAAAGUAGAAUGAGAUUGUAAGCUCAGUGUCAAUUUUUUUUGUCUUCAAUCUAUUGCUUUUCUGUAUAUCACAAUUUAUGCUUGCAUCCAUUGCUUAAAGUGCCACACUAUCAACGCUCAUCCAUUUGAUGAAACUUACAUGUAGAAUCGUCAUAAAAGUAGCCUGUUAGUACAAUGUUUCUUUUCUUUUCACGAUUUCCUCAAGUGAGAUUGUAUUUUUGUACCUAAACGUUUUUACUUAUGUGCCUGUUUAACAGAUUGAUUUAAUUUCUCCAAAAUAUGAAGUUAUGUUAUUUUGUAAAUUCUGUUUUUAUGCGUUUGACAAGAGCCACUAGUCUACACUAGAUUUCAAAUACAAUAUGUCAAUAUAGAUAAGAAUAAUACUUAAUACAGACUGAUCACCAUUGAUGCUUUUAACCUUUUAUAUUUUGAAAUACAGUAGAAUUGAUUAUUUCAUUCAUCCUUUCUCUGUAAACAAAAAUGAAAAUGGUAAAUGUAUAAACAUUCAUUGAAGAAAAGAAAUUUAGAUUGUUUGGUUGAUUUACAUCACCUUCUGUAUGUUUUGCAGAUAAGCAUGUUGUUGUCAUAUAGGCCUGGGGCGGUAUUCUGAACAUUGUCUUAUCUCCAUAUUU